AUGGAUAUAUCACUUCAAACCCACGGGACCUAUGUGAAUAAACCUAUUUCCAGCCUACCGACACCCGCCUUUGUGUUAAGUCGUCCUAUCAUAGAGAGCAACGUCAAACGCCUACUCAACGAUGUCUCGCAGCUUGGCAUCUCAUUUCGGCCACACGUUAAAACGCUCAAGAGUAUUGAAGUAACGCGAAUGAUGCUAGAUGGCGGUAAACACCGAAAGAUCGUUGCAUCGACAGUUUGUGAAAUCGAAGGAGCUUUACCAUUAGUUACAGAAGGAGUCUUAGACGAGUGUCUUUACGGACUGCCCAUCACCGACAGUGUCCUUCCACGUCUUGUAAACCUCGGACGAUCAGUCAAGAUCCUACUUAUGAUCGAUAACGAGCAACAUGUAGAACUCUUAGAACGGUUCGCUGUGGAGAAUCCAGGAAUUGGGGCUUGGGAUGUCUUCAUCAAGGUUGAUGUUGGUUCUCAUCGCGCUGGUGUUAUCAACAGUUCCCCACGUCUACGCCAUCUUAUCGAACGCUCUGAGAGCUCCUUCGCAGUAUCUAUUCAUGGAUUCUAUUGCCAUGCAGGUCAUUCAUAUGGAUGUCGUGACCGUGGGUCGGUUGAUGCAGUCCUCCAGUCUAAGCUGGAAGGUGUCCUAGCUGCUUCACAGAUGGUUCCAUCGAGUGAACGCUCGUUUGUUCUAUCCAUCGGAUCAACGCCUACUGCUCAUGCGAUUCAAGCCAUCAAAAACAAAAUUCCCAAAGGGUGUCUCAUAGAAUUACAUGCAGGUAAUUUUGCUGCCCUUGACCUUCAGCAAGUAUGCACCGGUUUGGUGAGCCGGACCGACCAAGCAGUGCGCAUUUUGGCCGAUGUGUGUAGCCUUUAUCCUGAGCGCAACGAAGCUCUCGUCAACGCCGGUGCCAUAGCCCUGUCCCGAGAAACCAGUUCCAUUCCAGGCUUUGGUCUAGUUGUUGAGUAUCCUGACUGGCACGUGGUUCGCUUGUCUCAAGAGCAUGGCAUUCUUGGUCUUGCUUUGAAUGACGAGUCUGUGUCUGGGGCCACACAAAACAUUCAGGAUGUCUUUCGGGUAGGACAAAGGGUAUCACUAUAUUGUCAACAUGUUUGCAUCACUGCGGCAGCUUUUCACGUAUAUUAUGUGGUCGAUGAAAAUGACAUUGUACGUGAUGCCUGGAUUCCAUGGAAGGGCUGGUGA
Messenger RNA from Aspergillus pseudotamarii, 1197 nucleotides. RefSeq names its product D-serine ammonia-lyase DSD1. Gene Ontology annotation, molecular function: D-serine ammonia-lyase activity. Gene Ontology annotation, biological process: D-serine catabolic process. The transcript is spliced from 4 exons. The coding region runs from base 1 to 1197 and encodes 398 amino acids. The record is from RefSeq and is a predicted model, not a curated record. NCBI's taxonomy places the organism in Eukaryota, Fungi, Ascomycota, Eurotiomycetes, Eurotiales, Aspergillaceae.